This is a messenger RNA of Mycotypha africana, 2553 nucleotides long. RefSeq names its product protein-tyrosine phosphatase-like protein. The transcript is spliced from 5 exons. The record is from RefSeq and is a predicted model, not a curated record. Gene Ontology annotation, biological process: protein dephosphorylation. NCBI's taxonomy places the organism in Eukaryota, Fungi, Mucoromycota, Mucoromycetes, Mucorales, Mycotyphaceae. Bases 1 to 2553 code for a protein of 850 amino acids. Gene Ontology annotation, molecular function: protein tyrosine phosphatase activity.
AUGAGUUUAACAUACGAAUCACCAACUCGAGCUAAUGGGCAAAACGAUGCGUACUUUACCCCUAUGAAUACGCCCAAUAUUAUGAACAAUGCACAGGUCAAUAAUACAAAUGCAACACCUGCAACUGCAACGUCUGCAAACGAACCAAUUUUAAAUAACAGUGGCAAUAACAAUUAUAAUAAUACAGUAGGCAGUGGUAAUUCUUCAGUCAAUACACCGUAUUUCACCGCACCUUUAAACCCUGCCCUUCAUCAAGAGUUCUUGAAUGCUAUACAUGCUCGCCAUGCUAGUCAACCCACUGUACUUACAAGUCCACCUAUUUCCUCACCCAAUGCCAAUCCUGUACAUACUCCACCAUUGGCUAGCAGUAGUGGUGGGCCUGGCGGUUUCAACUUAACUUUAAGCGUUCUGGCCAAUGGAAGACAGAACUCUCCCUCUACAAUUGACGAACAACAGCAUCUGCAACAACAGCGUCAACGUCUACAACAAGCACAAGCACUAUCUUCCUCUAUUCUCUUACCUAUUGAUCCACAAGAAUUAAAUCAGAUGUUAAAUAGAUAUAACGAUGCUUCUUCACUAACGACCACACUACUCGUAUUGGAUGUACGCUCUUUUGUUCAGUAUUCACAUUCUAGAAUUCGAGGAUCGAUCAACGUGUCUAUACCUAACACCAUUUUGAAAAGACCUACAUUCACGUUGGAUAAAGUGUAUGAAGCUAUUGUUUUGGAUAAUGCUCGUGAAAGAUUAAGGUCCUGGAACGCAACUGAGUAUAUAGUAUUUUAUGAUCAACAGUCGCAAAUUCUGCUCGAAAAUAGUGCAGCUGCUUAUCUCGGUAAUAAAUUGACGCGUGCAGGAUUCAAUGGACAGUUAUUCUAUCUAAAAGGCGGCUUCGAUACAUUCUCAACAAUGUUCAAAGAAAGUUGCGAAUCAAAUGCUACCUCCUUUUCUAAUGGCAACGGUACUGCUAGCGCUACUAGUCAUUUUGGUCCACCCACUAUUGGCGGCGACAGUUUCUCAUUGAAGUUACCCGCUUCUAAUGGCACUCGACCUAAACUACGUCUCAAUAAUAUGCCUUUGGCUCCUACAUUAGGGCCAUUCACAGCACCUAUGCCACAAUUUGAAAAUCAAGCUUUCAAUCCGUUCUUUUCAAAUAUCCGUCAAAAUAUGGAGUUAUCACAUGGCCCCAUUCGCGAAAGAUUUCCUGUUCGAUUACCGCCCAAGUGUUACAUAGUUGAAAAUUCGGACCGUUAUGUUCAGAUCACCAAAGAUAUAGUACCGCGUCGCUUUUCUUCAAUAGCAGAAGAAAAAGAGGGUGGAAGUCGCGCGGAGAAGCAUGACGGCAUGGACGACAAGGACCUAAUCUUGUUUAAACCUCCAAAAUGGCUGUUUUCUAUCAUAGGUGAAGAAGGUACACAACUUUUAGCUCAAACUUAUGAGCGGUUGGAAAGAACUGAACAAAGAAGACUGCAGAAUAUUAUGCAUUUCCAUUCUAAGCAUACAGAUAACCCUGCUGAAUAUCCGUUUAGCAUUGUAGCAGGCUUAGAGAUGGGUGCCUUGAAUCGAUAUACGAAUAUCUGGCCUUUUGCAGAAUAUACACGAGUUAAAAUACGUAAACCAAACAACGGCUCAUCUGAUUAUAUUAAUGCCAGCUAUGUCCAGUAUAUUGAUACUGAUGACUGUGUUAGUGAUGCAAGACCGGAACUAAUCAAUACCCAAGCCGUCAAUAUCAUGAAAAAACAUGCCGGCAAUCAAGAUAGCCCACAGCAGCAGCCUUAUAGUCGAUAUAUCUCCACGCAGGGGCCGUUACCGACUACAUUCAAUGACUUUUGGCAAGUGGUUUGGGAACAAAAUUCCCGUGUAUUGGUCAUGCUAACAAAGGAAGAAGAAAUGAACAAGAUCAAAUGCCAUCGGUAUUGGCCAUCUCAAAUAGAUGUCCCUACACAGUAUGGAAACCUCACCAUAACAUUAGUCAAGGAAAAUUCAUAUCAAGUACAGCGAUUAGAUACGGAUGAUCACAUCAACGAGGACGAUGUCGUAAUAGUUCGACAUCUAACUAUUUCCAAGGGCGAGGAUAAUAGAGAAAUCACACAUCUACAAUACACAGGAUGGAUGGAUUUUGGAGUGCCCGACAACCCAUUGGGUACACUUCAGCUCAUUCAAAUGGCCGAUAAAGUUCAAGCAGAUUACUCCCAUGAGAUACAACCAAGAUCCAUUGGACCAAUGAUAGUCCAUUGCUCGGCUGGUUGUGGUAGAUCAGGAGCCUUCUGUGCGAUAGAUACCGUGAUAUAUCGUCUAUCAACUACUGCUUAUAAGGAGUCAGUUGAUGAUACUACAGACAUCCUAUUACAAACCAUCUCAAGGUUCAGAGAACAAAGAUUGAGUAUGGUGCAAACCUUAAGACAGUUUGUAUUUUGUUAUGAAGCUAUUUGGUGGUGGAUUCUUGGUUAUGGUUCACAUAACGACAGAAGAAGAAUAGUAUCGUCGUCAUCACCUCAACCACAACAGCAAGAGCCUCUCAAAGAAGCCACAGAAAAUAUGGAUACCUCGCUAUGA